Molecule: messenger RNA, 375 nt
Organism: Vicia faba (fava bean)
Lineage: Eukaryota; Viridiplantae; Streptophyta; Magnoliopsida; Fabales; Fabaceae
Source: the annotation of a GenBank genome assembly
AUGUGUUUCCUCUACAUAACUUCAAGGUUUAAGAAACAACCUUCUCCGAGUUCCAUCAUCAUAUCAAGAGCGAUGUUGCUGUCUAAGCAUCACUCAACCAAUACAACACUGCUGUGGGUUCUUCAUGUCCAAUGCGACUACGUCUUCUAUUCAGCAUCACCGCAUAGCUAUGAGACUUCGUUCACUCUCACUUCCGCGAUCUCUAUCUCAAUGCACAAACGACGCCUCAAUUUCACCUUCUUCACCGUCUUCAUCUUGAUUCUACUACCACCGUGCCACUCCCUUUCGUCUGUGCUCAACAUACCGUUUCUUCUUCCCGCGUCUUUCCUCUCUGAUUCGCCGGAAAUUGGUCCGAUGCCUCUUCAACCACCAUAG